AACAUGAGUGUUUGUUUUUUCUGUGUUUUAUUUGUUUUGCAAUAUCAUGGAAACUCAGUAGAGACCUCUGCUACUGACCUGAUCACAAAGUGUCACCGGUACAGAAAUGAACAGUCAGAUGUCUGACUCACCCAGAGAUACAACUGACAGCUGACAUGAAUCAGCUACUCAGUACACAUCAGUCGAUCUUAUUCUAUCAUCUGUCCAUGCUGUGCUUGGUUCGAAUGGCUCUCCGCAUCGUCAGAUGCAGCCCCUGAAUCGCUCUCGGUGCCGCCUUCCCCUGGUCCCUGUGGUCUCGGUUAAGUGCUUCAUGCUGUCCAAGAAAGGCAGGGGGUGGGGUGGUGGGAAGUGUUAAAAGCACUGUUAGAAGGUCUAGUGACGAUAAUGGACUGCGCCCGGCUCAGUCACAAGGCAGAAAUGGCAGCUGUUUUAAAAUCACUCAUGGUGGAGCCGAUGUUGACUCCACAGGAUGUUAAACCAGUUUGUCAUGUCAAGCCAGCUGACUCGUCAGGAGGCAUGUGGAGGAUAAACUAUGUUCUUAUUAUUACCUUGAAGAAUGAAUUUUAAAGGCUUCCAAUUGGAUGAAAUAAACAAUUAAAGAAUAUACCUAAGUACGUUUGCAUUGUGGUUUUGAAUGACAUGUUAGUGUUACAGCUCUUGUACCAUUAAUCAUGUAGCUUACAUUGACAAUGACCAGUGUCUGAAAAACAAAACAAACAUGGGUUUCUGAGCAGACCAUAUCCUGUAGAUUGGGCCUUUCCUCUCUAAUUGGUCUCAUAAGUCACACAUUUUCCCACAUAGCCCUCAGGCAAAUCAAUCUAACGACCUGUACCUCAAAUUGACACAAUCCACUGUUGAUUUCAUUGUUGUAGGGGAAAGACUCUAGGGUUGUUGCCAUGGUGCUGAAGGAGCUACCAAGUAAGGCAUCUUCAGAAGCAAACGCCCUCCUCACCGUGACAACCAAGCUGGCCAGUGAGCAGCAAGAGAGCCGCCCCCUUUUGAGCCCCUCCAUCGAUGACUUCCAGACUGAGACCAAGAGUGAUGGAGCCAGCCGGCCGGUCACCUCCAACACAGCAGUUCUGUCCCCAGCUCUGGACUUGGUGGGCCUGAGUGAGACCAGGGAGAGGAGAUGGAGCUGGGACAGGAGGAGUCCUCUGGGCUCUCGGAGGGAGGGGCGCAGAUGCAGCCCUCGCAGGAAGAAGCAGACAGACGAGACAGAGCUGAUCCAGGUCGAGACGGAGGAGCUCUCCCCUGGACCUCUGAACCCUGAGAGGAUAUCUCUGGACUCAGUCAGCGUGUCGUCUCCCAUGGAGAAGUGGGAGGAGGUGAGCCUGCACCCUGACAGUGCUUCGAACGUAGGCAGGAAGUGGAGAUACGAGAAGAAGAGGUGCACUUCACACCAUUCCUCCAGCGAACUCCUCUGGUCGGCGGAGUUCAAGACAGAUCCGUCCACCAAGCAGCCCCCGGACCUCAACAUGAGCACCGAGUCUGACCCUGGACCCUGCCCUCAGCAGAGACAGAGGCUGGGCCGAUCUCUUCUGGCCAGAAACGUUUCCCUGGAGGAGGAAUUUGUACGAGCGAAGGCAGCAGUGGAGUCAGACACAGAAUUCUGGGAUAAAAUGCAGGCAGAGUGGGAGGAGCUUGCCCGCAGGAACUGGUUGGACAAUCCAGACAACGAAGGCCCCAUUCCACUCAACGUGUCACCCAAUGAGUCGGGUUACUUUUUUCAUACCAACAAUCCAUACAAAGAGGGGCCCAGCGCUUUCGAGGAAGCGCUGCAGAAAUGCAGGGAGGGGGAUCUGAACACUGCUGUGUUGCUGCUGGAGGCCGCCAUUCUGCAGGACCCGCAGGACUCUGAGGCCUGGCAGGUGCUGGGAACCACACAGGCAGAGAAUGAGAACGAGCAGGCUGCCAUUGUCUGCCUCCAGAGAUGUCUGGAGCUUCGUCCCAAUAACCUCACGGCUCUGAUGGCACUGGCCGUCAGCCUGACCAACGCCGGUCUGCAGCAGGAUGCCUGUGAGGCUCUGCACCGCUGGAUCCGACACAACCCCAAAUACAGGCACCUGCUCCAGAACCGCAGCCCGCUGGAUGGCUCCCCCCUGCCCCAGCGCCGGAGCUCCCCCAUCUCCCCACUGGUCUGCUCCCAGCUCAUGGAGGUGAAGGAGCUGUUCCAGGAGGCCAUGCAGCAGAACACAGAGGAGGUGGACCCGGACCUCCAGACAGGCCUCGGCGUGCUCUUCAACCUCAGCUCAGAGUUCGACAAGGCCGUGGACGCAUUCAACUCGGCCUUGUCCGUGCGGCCGGAGGACUACCUGCUGUGGAACCGUCUGGGGGCCACGCUGGCCAACGGGGACCGCAGCGAGGAGGCGGUGGAGGCCUACACCCGGGCCCUGGAGCUGCAGCCUGGCUUCAUCAGAUCUCGCUACAACUUGGGCAUCAGUUGCAUCAACCUGGGUGCACACAGGGAGGCAGUGAGCAACUUCCUGACUGCUCUGCACCAGCAGAGGAAGAACAAGAGCCACCAAGUCAUGUCCAGCAACAUCUGGGCUGCCCUGCGCAUCGCCCUGUCUCUCAUGGAGAUGCCAGAGCUCUUCCACGCGGCCAAUAUGGGGGACCUGGACCUUCUCAUGAGGGCCUUCAACAUGGACAUGUGAUCUCGACGAUGUCCAGACAAUAGUGUGGGACUCCAGCCAGGACCCCAAUAUGGACUCUGUUUCUCACCACGCACUUUGACUUGGCCAUGAAAGAGGAGGCCACAUGCGGCGUGUCCCCGGGGAGCUUUGACAUUUGCACUGUAUGGUGAUUGACACAGAUGAGCACAUAACAGGGGGAAUGAAAGGUGAAAGGAGCCCACCACAGAGGGAAAGCACAAUGUUAUUGUAGGAUACGACUGUUUUCUUAGAGUCAAUUCACUAGAUGACUAUAAAUAAUCCAUACACACAGCAUCAAAAUAUCUAUUUUUUUUCUUUCUAUACUAUAGUGUAAUAAUAAUUAUAAUCCAUUACUGCAGUGAGUUGCAGAUUAGUGUCUGUGGCAAUCCGUAGCUCCUUGACAACACAGACCUCACAUUCCAGUCAAGCGUCAGGCCCCACUGGAGCAUCUGCAUGGCAGGCCUGUGGUUAAUUACAGGAGCUGAAAUUCAGUUCUCAGAAUUCACAAAGCUGUAACAUGGAGUCGCUUUAAGUACCACUCUCGCUGAUGUUAACUAGACCAGUGGUUUCAGUACCACUCUGGCUGAUGUUAACUAGACCAGUGGUUACUCACUGGAGAGCAAAUCAUCUAAAUCAAAAAGCCUGUCCUAUUCAACUUUUACUCAUACUAUGUAGAACCUUCACAGAUUCUUAAGCUUGCCUCCAUUGAAGGACCCUUAAUAGUACUACUUGGAAGUCACUCAUGAUUAUGAGUGUAUAUGAGGAAUGGUACAGGAUAAGGCACCUGACAAGUUUAGUUCAAUGUUCUGCAUGAGUGAUUGCCAUGUUUUGAGAUGAUGCAUGAUUUGUUACUCCCCAUAAAUCCUAUGCAAAUAUCCUAUUUUUUGUCUUUAGCUAAAUGGACCAAAAAGCACUUCUUCUUUUUUUCUUUUAAGGUAAACCAUCUUGAGACAUUCCUUGGGUGUUAUUGUGCUGAUAAGUGACUAUGCACUGGACAGUGAUAGAAGUGCUGGAACUGAAUCUAGACUAAUGGGCAGAAAACACAAAUAUUUAACCAGAAAAUGAAAAAUAUUUCAGAUGAUACACCCUUUGUCUUUCAUGAGUAAGUUUGUUCUACAUAUUAUGUUUGCAAAACUCUGCCUAUGUUCUGUAACAUCAGAGUAAUCUCAUCAACACAAAUGUUUGUUGACUUUGCAUGUAAAAGAAAAAAACUACAUUUAUUUUCUUGAUUACUGCAGUGUAUAGCUUUAUGCUGCACUUUUUUGUUAUCUUAAGUUUAUUCAUUUCAAAUGCACAAAAGGCUAAAGAUUGUAUAUUGAAACAUAAAGAACUAUUUUAUAUCUGUUAUGGUCAAAUAUCAGACUCCAUGUGUAGUUGAGGGCAUUAGGUUGAUUUGAUUGGAGCCUACAGAUACCGUAUUAACCAAAUGCAGUAUAAUCACAUCGACGGUACCCAAUACAGGUCCACUAAGACUUCCUAAAGGAGUGCAGCCAUCUACACAUGUAAAUAUUAUCGUGUGUGAGUUUGGGUGUGUGUGCAUAUGUGUGUGUGCGUGUGCAUGUGUGUGCGCGUGCGUGUGUGUGUGUGCGUGUGUGCGUGUGUAUGCGUAUGCGUGUAUUCGGGUUGGCUUACCCGUUUGUUUCCCCCGAUGUAGCUUUUAAAAUAUUCCAAAAUAUAGCUGAUGUUUUAAAGGGUAAAAAUAUGAAAUCACACAAAAAUCUGUUUGUUUACAUCAGAUGUAUUGGGUACCUUUCAUCUUAAAUGAUUUAGUCCAUCUGCAAUGAGUCAUGCAAUUCUAGUAUCAGGAUACCUAUA
Clupea harengus (Atlantic herring) is the source of this 4466-nucleotide messenger RNA. It is a transcript of the gene pex5lb, whose product is annotated as peroxisomal biogenesis factor 5-like b. The transcript is spliced from 13 exons. The coding region runs from base 897 to 2654 and encodes 585 amino acids. Gene Ontology annotation, molecular function: protein binding. Gene Ontology annotation, cellular component: peroxisomal membrane; cytosol. Lineage: Eukaryota; Metazoa; Chordata; Actinopteri; Clupeiformes; Clupeidae. Gene Ontology annotation, biological process: protein import into peroxisome matrix, docking. The record is from RefSeq and is a predicted model, not a curated record.